Molecule: messenger RNA, 2487 nt
Organism: Aplosporella prunicola CBS 121167
Lineage: Eukaryota; Fungi; Ascomycota; Dothideomycetes; Botryosphaeriales; Aplosporellaceae
Exons: 1
Coding region: 253-2436 (727 amino acids)
Source: RefSeq, a predicted model, not a curated record
GCUGGGGCUGUGCUUGGGUGUCUGCAGUGGUUCGGUUCUUCACUUUGAUAAUUUUUUCAAGAUCCGACUUAGAAAGGGCCUGGCACUGUUCGUGUGCCGUGAAGUUCGGCGUGGAGGGAACGAUUUGUCAUCUACCGGACGCUCCACGUUGAACUGCCGUUUGGCAAUAGAGUCAGGGUUGCUCUCGAACGUUGUUCGGAAAGCCCGGGUGGGCGGGUUAUCUGCACCAUUUGGUGUGGGGAAUUGAUCGUCAUGAACUUUGAUGUUUUAUUUUUGAUCUAUGUUACUGACUUUUUCCUUGCAUAUAGGGUCGGCUUCUCAUGCCCUGCACAAAUUUUCAGAAUGGCCGCCAUCAAUGCACAGCAAGAUGUUCAGGCCGAUGAGCACACAGCAACUGAUACCGUGGUCGGCAGCGAAAUGCAAAAUAUCGUGACCGAGCGGGUUUUGGCCGAGUGGCAAGACAAGGAGACAGGGGAACUCUGCACUCUUGGCUCCAUGUUAUCCGUCAACAAGCAAGCUACCAACUUCGAAUUUCAGUUUGGCAUUGAUCAGUCUUCGCACGCCUUUAUCCGGUUUCCGUUUAUUAUCUCUAUAAAGGCGGCUGGCCGCCCUAGUAGAAGGGACACGCUUUUCGUACUCCCGGUUCAUGCAUUCAAUUUCAACGAUCCUGUGCGGUUUGAGACUCUCACGGCAUCUCAAGUUGGUACGGGGCCUAUAUUAGCAGCCAUCCAGGAGGCUUCCCUGUCCGCAUCUGAUAAGAUUCUACGGGUCGAAUUCAACCUCAACGAGCCAGGAUACAUGCUUAUCGCAAAAACAAUGAAUCCUGCAAAAGUCAUCAAACCCAGCACCUCGACCUCACACGAUCUCCUUCUCGGCCUACAGUCACUGUCAAAAGCAACGCGCUUCGCUGUCUACAUGAAGCCCAGUGAUUACGCCCGCCAAGGACUGAAGAUAGUGUGCGAGCGCCUGUGCGCCGGCGCGCUGAAGCAAUAUCCCCUUGAUUUGAGCAAUAUGUACACUAGAGGCGCCGAGUUAAUCGACUGGAGCAAAUUCGAAUUGGACAGCACCCGUGCCUGUGGCAAACAUCAAAAAGACAACGACUAUGCCGCGCCGCCGGACGACUUCCUACCACCGUAUGAGCCGCCGCAAAACAGCAGCAGUGUCAGCAGCAAUGGUAGUAGCAGUGGCAGCAACAAAAUUAGCGCUCCCGCAACGCCACCGCUUGUCCCGCGCACACCAUCAGUACAGUUCUCACCCAAGCCCGCCACCACGCCGGACUCGCAACUGAGCUUCCUCCGCUCGCCACAGGGCGUGCCGGCGUUACUGGAAAAAUCACCCAGCACGUCUAUCAUCCUUGAGACCCCCGACAAUGACAACGACUGGUUCUCGGCUAGUGUGAUGCGCGCUCGCCUCUACAACGGGGUGGCCGCGACACCGACGCAGGCGGAUACGGAAUCCAACCAGAGUGGUGGGAGCGUUUAUGCUGGUAGUGUGUAUGCUGAUGAGAAUGGAGCGUAUGCGGCUGCGCAUCAGUCACUUGCCCCUUCCAUGCCAAGUACGCAGGAAUGCUGGGGCCAGAGUCAGAGCCAGUCUCAGCACCUCGAGCCGGGGUCGCCUGCUCUGGAACCUACGCAACACUAUCAGAGUCAGUCUCAGGGCUUGGAGCCACUGUCUCUUGCUUUUGAGCUCGCAAGGCAGCUCCAAAGCCAACCUGAGCAAUUCUGGCCGCAAUCCCCUCCUUUGGAACCUACGCAGGAGGCCCAAAGCCAGUACCAGCGCGACUUCGACCUAGAGCCGCCCCGCAAACGCCGCCGUCUCUCGUCCGUGUACUCGGGUCUGACAGCUGCAUCUCCGCUCCAACAACAACCUCAACUCCAACACCAACACCAACCUAUAACCUCGGCCUCGCCCGCUCCCUCCCCCGCCCACAUCGCCGAUCCUCUACCACAAAGCACGCUCCUCCUCAUCUCCCUCGCCCAAUACCUCAGCGAAACGCUCCUCACGCACCAUCCCACCGCGUACGCCUCACCGCGUCUGCGCCCUCUGCUCUUCGCGCUCGGCCAGUCCGCGCGCUUAGGCGACGUGGAGGUGUAUGAGAGCGUGCGAGCCCGCUGCUCGGCCGUGUGGUUCUACUAUGGCGAUGAGGCGGGUGAUGGAUGCGGGUGUAUGGAUGUGGAUGACGACGAUGGAGUUGGAGAUAAAGAAGGGGGUGCAGCGGAGCAGCGCUUUGUGGACGAUUUGGAGGCGCUGGUGCGCUGGGCGAAUGGAGUAGAUCGCCUUGCGGAUGCGAUGGCGAGAGAGGAGCUUGAAAAGCUGGGGAGGGCGGCGAGGGAGGUGGUUGGGAGUGGUGGUGCUGAGCUGUGCGAGAAGGAGUAUCGCUGCCAGAAGGGUAUGUGCGUCGCUGUUGUGUUGGUGACGUUUGGGAGGGUUGCGUGAUGAUGGAAGAAAGGGUUUUGGUUUCAAUUCGCGUCACGGUAUGGCGCACUG